AGUUGCAUUUGAUAGAAUACUUUUUUAAGUUAACAAGACCUAACUUAUUUAAUUGUCACAGAAAUCAUGGAAGAUUUAACAACAUAACAUCAAAAAUUAAUUAGUAGUCAAAAGGAGACGAUUGGCUAUAGCUUAACCAUAGAACACAACAAAUAGGCCUAUUUUUCAAUUUUAUCGUUACAAAAGAUUUAUGUCGCUUUGAAAGAAAAAUCAAAUGCUACUGAUGAAUCGUCGAACAAGACCAAAAAUACUGAAAGAAAACGGCAUCUGAAGAGGAUGGCGAAUGAACCAGAGGAGGAUCAAUCCAGAAAAAGGAAAAAGUGGUUGGAAGAUUUGUCAGUUCUUUCAUCUGACGAUGAAGAUAAUUUAUCUACAAUAUCAACUAACGGAGGAUUGAAUCCUAACACUUUUGAUAAAGAUAAAGUCUACCUGCGAUUCCCAUAUUAUUUGGGCAGUGACAGUAGUGAAGAUGAGAUAGAAAUUAAAUGUUUCCCAAAAGUUCCUAAAGUAAAAAGGGAAGAAAAAUCUAUUCUUUCUUCAGAUGAAUCUAGAGAUGAUAGAAAUAGUAAAAAUCAUAGUUACAAACAUACCAAGAGGAAACAAAAGUCGGAUAUAAAUUCUGUAAAAAAUACCAGAAGUAAAGAUUCUGCAACUAAGAAGAAACCCCAUAAAGAAUCUAGAGUUUCGAAAGAUGAGGUGACGAACAGGAAGCAACUAAAAAAAGCUUUAAACUCUUUAAUUAAUUGCUCAGGAAUCGUUGACAAGGUUAGACCCAGUGUAGAUAAAGGAGAUUGUCUUUUAGAAGAACAGCUGUUUGAGAAUGAUCAACUUAAUCCGUCAAACAGUAGAUUCCUGGAUUCCAGUUCAGAGAACUCAGAUAAAGAUGUAUUUGUAAUCAAAACCAAACCAACCAGGUACAGAAGGGUACAUAUUUUGUCCACCAGCUCAAGCAGUGAAGAAGAAUCAACAAAAUCUAGUCUGCCACUGAGUAACUUAGAAAAACCAAAAGACACUCAAUCAAAGGACACUAAAAGGAGAAAAAAUCACAGAAGUGUUCAUUUAAUGUCCUCCAGUGAUGAUGAAGAGUCUGAAAAUGCUUGCUUGCUUGAGAACUCUAAACAAUCAGAGGAACUUGCAGGAAGCACACAGGAAAAUGUCUCCCCUGAACCUGAUAAAUGUGCAUCUCAAACCAAUUCUAGGUUUCUAGAUCCAAUAAAACCAUUGAGUAAUGCGAAUGCCUGGACUAGCAUAGCUGACAUCAAAUCUCAGAAUAACAAACAAUCAAAGGUUCAGGAGUUGAAAAGAAAGUUUGUGCCGUCCAAUGCUUCUUCAGUCGCAAUAUACAAGCAAAUACAACAGAGGCAAUCAAAUAAGAGUAAAGCAAAUCCACCAAGGCGUAAUUCGAAACACCAGCCAAACAAAACCCAUUUUGGAGUAGGUAAUGAAAACAAGACCACUUGUGAUGUUCAAGUUAAUGAUGGACUUUCAACAAGUACAUCUCAAAUACACAGUAAAUUUGAAAGCAUAUCAUGUGAUGCAAAAGAAACAAUUAGUUCUGAAUCAUCAGUUAAUCAAGAAACAAGAAAAGAUAGCCUUAUGGAUAAUCGUGAAAAUAGUGCUGAAAUACCUAAUAUAACAACUUCAACUUCGGUUAGUAGCACAAAUCCUUCUGUGUUUGGAAAAAAAAUACGCCAAGCACACCACAGAGAGAUAAACAAACUUGAUGAUAAUAAUAGAUUGUAUCAAAAUAGUAGGCAUAAACCACCACAUUCUAAAUCAAAUAAGAAGAAACUGUCUACAGACAACAAGUCACUAGAAGAGCAACAAUCUACAUCAAGUUCUUCCACAACCUGUGAUGUUCUUGGAAAUAUUAUGUCUCAGAUGGAUAGCAACCCUUUUAAAGUCCAAUCAGUGCCAGUUAAAAAGACGGGACCUUCACAGGAUAAGCUUGGAUGGUUUCCCCCAGGUACUUACCCACCGGCUUUGUGUGGACAACCUCAAAAUGCAGUAGGAGUCCCACAAAUCAGGAUGUAUGGUACAAUAAAGUCAAAUUCUGGAUCCAUUAUGCCUGAAGUGAGCAAUCCAAAUAGCACACUUAGGAAUAUUCCUAACCCAAGCUACAACCCUUUGUGUUUUGCUAUGGGAAUCAACAUUACCAAUCAACCAGUCGUUCGGACUGAAACUACCGGUAGUCGUUUAGAAAGGAGUAAUCAGAAUCUUCCUCAAGCCAACGAACUUACGACUGAAGCGAGCAAUCCAAAUAGAACACUUAGGAAUAUUCCUAACCCAAGCUACAACCCUUUGUGUUUUGCUACGGGAAUCAACAUUACCAAUCAACCAGUCGUUCGGACUGAAACUAGUCGUUUAGAAAGGAGUAAUCAGAAUCUUCCUCAAGCCAACGAACUUACGACUGAAGCGAGUAAUCCAAAUAGAACACUUAGGAAUAUUCCUAACCCAAGCUACAACUCUUUGUGUUUUGCUACGGGAAUCAACAUUACCAAUCAACCAGCCGUUCGGACUGAAACUAGUCGUUUGGAAAGAAGUAAUCAGAACCUAUCUCAAGUCCCUAAGCCCCAAGGGGAAAAAAUCAAUGAAAACUCUUGUGGUUCCUCAUCUGUAUCAUGUGGUGGACAAAAGUUAGUUUCGUUUUACUCAGCUCCUCAAGAAGAUUAUAUGGGUAAACUUAUAAUAUCACAGGAUGAAGUUGUAAACAAUCUUAAAAAUAGUUCUACACCAUCUGAAAAAUCUGAAGCCAAUAGACACCUUAAAAGUAACCACACUACAUUACUUCAAAAUAACAAAUCUGACAACCUGUCGUUAAAACAUUAUAAUAAAAAUUCCAUAAUUCAAGACUCAGGCCUUACUGCUGAGAGACAAACCAUUGCUUCCUGUAAAAACCCUCAGAUUGUUAAUGAAAAUAACACCCUUCAAAAUAUAAACCAAAAAGACAACUGGUCCAUAAGACCACAGACUCCAUUUACGUCAAGGGGAAAUGGUGAAAUUUGUAAAACUUCUCAAGAAAAUAACAAUCCUAAAGGAAUCAGAAUAAGACUUUGUGGUGAAGAGUUUCGAUUAUCUGCAAAACAACCAUCUAAUGCAAACAAAAUUUGCAAUGUUUCUAAAAAAGACGUACCUGGGACAAAUGAUUGUGAUAGACAGGGUGAUAAUGUUGAAAAUAAUGCAAAAUCCCCAAAGAAAACUUCCCCUGUUUCUCCCACUACAAGUUCGUCUUCUUCAAGUUCAUCUGAUGAUAGUUCUUCUGAUAGCAGUGAUGAAAGUACAAAAUCUAGUUCUACGGCAGAUUCAGACUCUUCAGUUCGUACAGUAAAGAAUUUAAGUAUAGCGCAUGUUGACUCUAUCAAGGAACCAAAACGUUUAUUAACUACAGGAGUUUUGUGUACUAAAGUUACCUCAAAGGAACAACCCUAUGAAAAGGAAAACCAAUUGGUACAUCCAGAAGUGCCAUCAUCGUUAACAAAUAUGCCUACCCUAGAGAAAAAUAUGGACAGCAAAACAUUUUUGAAAACACCAGAAAAUGUUGUCUACACUGAUGUAAUCGUGCUAUCAGAUUCUAGUGAUUCUGAAAGUGGACAGCUACAUGACAAGGAAACCAACACUCGAGAUUUAGAUGCUGAUAAUCACAUAGAAAUCCCUUGCAGUGAUACAGGUACAACACCUUCCAAGCCUGGUCCACCAGCAUCAAACAGUGUAGGAAAAAUUAGGGUGAGGAAUUUAUUAGAAUUAGGCGUUAUUCCCAACCCAGAAAUUGAAAAUGCACUAAAACCCACGUCAAUGGAUCCAGUUAUUGUGGCUCAAAACAAAGAGUCCGAGAUAUUGCAGACAGAAACUUCAUAUUCAAAUAAUACAAAUCAACAGGCAAUACAUCCAGGAAGAGAGGAUUAUGUUUGUAGCCUACCGACUAAACCUGCUGAGUUAAAUUCUAACAGUAAUUUAAAUGCAUCUCCUGAUCCAAUGCCUACUAUUGUUGAAGUCUUAUCCCUAGCUCAAAACGAUGGUACUGCAAAUCCCAGUUUUGGUGAAAAUAUUCACACAAAUAAUUCUCAAAGUACCUCAAAAGAUUUGAACUCCAGCAACGACAAACCUGUUAACGAUACUCCUAAUUCAAACAGAGUUACCACAGAAAAUCUUUCUCAAGUUCAAAGCAAACCUGAUAAGCAAAAGGGAAAAGCGAAAAAACUGCUAGGUUGCCAGUUGCCGGCAAAAGCAAGUUUUCGCAUUAAAAAUUCAAAUUCCAGUUGCAAGAAGUCUGCUAAAAACAAAAACACACCUACUUCAAAUAGGCCUACCAUAGAAAAUAGUCCUCAAUCAGAAAGCAAAAAAUCAGAAAAUAAAAAGGACAAGAAAUUUUCAGGUGAUAUAAAUCAACAAGCCCAGCCCAGACAAGCCAACCCUCUUAGACCAUUUGGGCCAAAUCAAAAAACCCCAAAAACACCUCAUUCAGUCAAUAAAAAUAAUUCAAACAAAUCAAAACCCACAGUAGGCCUAUUGGUGCCAGUUAUACCAAUAGCACUAAUAAAGCCUGUAAAUGCAGUAAUGCCCACAGUAUCAGGUAUGAACCUAGAGAAUAGCAAAAGAACUGUUUGCAACACGGAAAGUAGGAAUUUUAUUCGCAUUCAAGUUCCUAGGUCACAUAACCUACCUUCUGAAGUGGGUACAUCAAGAGUUGAAAGCAGUGAAGCAUCAAGUCAAACCCCUGCAACUGUAGUUACAAUGCCAGAUUCUUCUGAAAAUGUACAAAAACUAUUUUUUACUCUAUGUGAUAAGCUGUUCACUGAUGUUGUUAAUUUUAAAAUCCCAAAAAUGGCAUACGAUUUAUACUUAUUAAUUAGUUAUGACGUCAUGAAAGAAGAACGCUUUAAGAAAAUCAAUCAGUUACUAUCUUCAGAAACUGUUGUCAGUGAAAAACUCCGAGCUGAAAAAGAAUUUGCCGAUAUGAUCAAAAUCCGGGCUCAGAGUUUUGUUCCUCUAUUCAUGACAAUUGUAAAUAGAAUUGAUAGUGAUAACCUCAAGGCAUUGCUUACCGCGGUGUAUUGUAGAAUAGUUCAAAAACUCGAAACUAUCGAUCCUAUAACCAGUGCUUACCGGUUCAAAAUAAGGAGCAUAAUCAAAACUAUGCUGGAAAAACACGGUUGUAAACAGCCAGAGAUCUUGGCAUAUUUUGACUCGGAAAAUGAUACAAAUUUUCUUACAAACUUCUGCUUUAUAGAAAAUUUAUUGAAGAAAUAUGACACAGAGCCAAGGGAAGUUUGUACCAAUCUAAGGAUGCAACCAAAUACUGAAAUGACAGCAAGUUCAACUUCAACAGAAAGAGGUAAUCAUGCUGAUUCAUCUGUAUUAAACCAAACAGAAAAAAAUCCCGUUCAGUCCACCCCUGAUUGUUCAGUCCCUCAAAAUCCAGUUCAGUCCACCCCCGCUUGUUCAGUUCCUCAAAAUCCAGUUCAGUCCACCCCCGUUUGCUCAGUUCCCCAAAUUCCAGUUCAGUCCACUCCCGUUGAUUCAGUUCCCCAAAAUCCAGUUCAGUCCACCCCCGUUUGUUCAGUUCCUCCCAGUGGGAGUGGAAUGGGAUCCUUUCAGACCAACAAACCUACACAACUUCCACCAAGUAUUGGAAAUUUGGACGAUGAAUUUUUGAAAAAUCUGACGAGGAAACACUAAUUACUGUACCAAAAUCAUCUAUGAAGUUGAAGUUUUUCAACUAAGUUUCGUGACUGUCUUUCUCCAAACUUCAUCACGACUGUUCUACGAUGGAGCUAAGAAAACAGUUGGACCCGUACCUGAUUUCUAUGUUACGUAUAAUACUCGUUACGUAGGCUACUAAGCUUAAGUUUAUGUAAAUACAUUGUAAGCAAAUAGAAUAUUGUAUUAUUUUGUAUAUGAACUGUGAACAUACUUUGUACAUACCACUAACUAAAUAGUAUUUUUUAUGUUUUUAACAACAAAUAUUUGUUGAAUUAAGUUUUAGAUUUGUAUCGUUAUUCUAGUAAGCCAAUCUAAUGAAUGUAAUUGUUCUGUUAAAGUUUAAUCCUUAGUAUUAUGAAGAUAGUUUCGUUGGAAAAUGCAUAUUCUUUUUUGUAAAUUGAUGUUUGAAAGCAGUUUCUUUUAAUUUUGAAUGCCUUUGAUAGACUACCACUUGAUUGUUAGCACAUUGUAGCGUAAGCCUUUGUAAAAAGAUCUGUCCAGGAAAUCUAGUGAAUAGAAUUUGUUCUUUAGCAUGUUCCUGAUUUACUGUACACAAGAUCAGCUGAUCCUAAAAGUCGAUUGUUGUUUUGCUUUAGUUUCAAACCAUCUUUAUUGGUCGCUAAAUAAAACGAACACACAAUCUUUAGUAGCAUACAAAAUACAAGCUGGUUUAAGUAAGCAAUGUGUUCAAAUAUUAAGUGUGCGAGCUCCCAAACGUAAAAUUGCUGCAGUUGUACAAAUAAAAAGUAUUUUAAUGUGGUUUUAACUGUUAAUUUUAAUUACAGGGUGCGGCGUGGGAACUAACUCUUUUAAAAUAAUCACAAAGUAAAAAGUAUUAAAGAUAGCAUUUUAAUUCUUUCUUUUUUACAAAUUUAACAAUCAUUUAAAGUUUCGUUGGGUUUACUUACAAGUUUAGUUCUUGAAUAUUACAUCAUGUAGGUGACAUCCAUGCUGUUCAAUACAUUUUGUCAGACGAGAUCGGAAGUUUCGCUCCACCUUCUCAAGCAUGUCUGGACCAAUGUCAGCAAUAGCAACGCGAAUGUUGUUCUUCAGUUCAGCUAGGGUCCUCGGACGAUUGGUGUACACCAAGGAUUUCAAGUAUCCCCACAAAAAAUAAUCGCAGGGGGCUAAGUCCGGCGAGCGCGCUGGCCACUGGAGAUCGCCCCUAAAGGAGAUCAGGGGUUGUGGAAAGUGUUCGCGCAAGAGAGCCAUUGAAGCGCGUGCUGUGUGAGCCGUGGCCCCAUCUUGUUGAAACCACACAUUUCUUACACCAAGUUCAUCAAGUUUUGGAAGGAAAAACUCUUGAAUCAUCUGAAUGUACCGUUCAGAAGUGACUGUAAGUGCCCUAUCGUUCUCUUAAAAAAACCAUGGGCCUAUGAUGCCAGUCCUGGAUAAGGCACACCAAACAGUCACUCGUUCUGCAUGAAGGGGCUUCUCAUGAAGUUCUCGGGGGUUCACACCACUCCAAUAUCGCAUGUUUUGCUUAUUCACACACCCUGACAGAUGAAAAUGUGCUUCAUCACUAAAAAACACAAGUGCGUUGUUAGGCAAGUUUUCAACGAUGGCUUCACAUGCCCUUUGUCGCGAAACAAAAUCACGUGGAUUUAGUUUUUGCACCACUGCCAGUUUGUAAGGGUGGAAUUUUAAGUCUUGGUGCAGAAUUCUCCUAACUGUGCGAUCUGAAAUUCUAAGCGCAGAUGCAUGUUUUCGUGCGGAUCGCUUAGGUGAUUGCAAAACCGCCUGCCUUACUCUCUCGACAUUUUCUGGCGUUCUAGUGGUUUUGGAAGGACCUGGUUUUUGUUUCCACACACUGCCUGUAUUCAUAAAAGUAUUCACCCACUGAACGAUUGAUGUUCGACCGGGAACACGACCAGUGGGCGCGACAUUAAACUGCCUCCUAAACGCACGCUGGGUUGCAACGAUAGACCAGCCACUAGAAAAGUACACAGAGACUGCGAACGUGCGCUCCUCUCUUGACCAUUGCAUGGUUGCAACUGACUGAACUGAGUGGACGAAAAACUUCAUAGCGCGCCCACCAGAUUGCGCAUGGCCCCGCCUUCCUAGGACUAAUGACGUAAUUCAAAUAAGUAAGUUCCCGUGCCGCACCCUGUAUAAACAAAUUAGUUAUAUCUCCUUUAAAAUUGUUACGUUGAUCUGAGCAUCAGACUAGUUUAAGUUGGAUUGUCCUGAUUGACAGAAUUUUAGUAUGUAACUUUGAUCAUUUUACAAAAUUGUUUUUUGUUAUGUAGAAGUUUAUUUUUUUUUUUGAAAAAUAGUUUUACUGUUAUAUCAAGAGCUUGAUUAAAGUUUAAUGUUUUUAAUAAGUGGUUUUUAAUA
Messenger RNA from Macrosteles quadrilineatus (aster leafhopper), 8037 nucleotides. Its product is annotated as mucin-2-like. The coding region runs from base 277 to 5676 and encodes 1799 amino acids. The record is from RefSeq and is a predicted model, not a curated record. NCBI's taxonomy places the organism in Eukaryota, Metazoa, Arthropoda, Insecta, Hemiptera, Cicadellidae. The transcript has 4 exons.